GAUUUGGGAAAAGGCCGCCAAAUGCCCAUUCAUUACGGCAGCCGUGACUUGAAUUGCGUGACCAUUAAGUCGACGCUGACGUCGGAAAUGGUGCACAGCGUUGGGUCGGCGUAUGCGCUGAAACGGCAACAGAAGGGCCGUUGCGUUCUCUCCUAUUUCGGCGACGGCGCCGCCUCUGAGGGCGACGCUCACGCGGCCCUCAACUUCGCCGCCACUCUCGACACGCCUAUCAUUUUCUACUGCCGUAACAAUGGUUACGCCAUAUCGACGCCAACCACUGAGCAAUACCGGGGCGACGGUAUCGCGGCGAGAGGACCGGCGCUGGGAAUACCCACCAUUCGCAUUGACGGCAACGACAUUGUGGCCAACUUUGUGGCCGUGGCUGAGGGCCGACGGAUCAGUAUCGAAGAGAACCGUCCGGUUCUAAUAGAGGCCAUGACUUAUCGGGUGUCCCAUCACUCGACGUCCGACGACUCCAGUGUUUACCGCAGUGUCGAUGAAGUGAAGAAAUGGCAGAAAAACAAUCAUCCGAUCAAUCGAUUGCGUAAACUCUUGGAGAAGAGGGACUGGUUUUCGGAGACCGAAGAGGAUCAGUACAAACAGGAGGUCCGCAAAGAGGUGUUGGCGGCUGUGGUUCGGGCGGAGAAAGUGCUUAAACCCAGCCUUAAGACUAUGUUCACCGACGUGUACGAGGAAUUGCCCGACCAUUUGGCCGAACAGUACCGCGAUUUGGCCGCACACGUG
Molecule: messenger RNA, 744 nt
Organism: Medioppia subpectinata
Lineage: Eukaryota; Metazoa; Arthropoda; Arachnida; Sarcoptiformes; Oppiidae
Source: the annotation of a GenBank genome assembly